This is a messenger RNA of Solanum verrucosum, 670 nucleotides long. RefSeq names its product transcription factor HEC1-like. The record is from RefSeq and is a predicted model, not a curated record. The coding region runs from base 5 to 670 and encodes 221 amino acids. Gene Ontology annotation, molecular function: DNA-binding transcription factor activity; protein dimerization activity. Lineage: Eukaryota; Viridiplantae; Streptophyta; Magnoliopsida; Solanales; Solanaceae. The transcript has a single exon. Gene Ontology annotation, biological process: regulation of DNA-templated transcription.
AAUCAUGGAGUUACAAAAUAUUGCUCACUCACUAGAACUUGGAUUCUCCAAUAGCAAUAUUGAAAUGAUACCAUUGCAACCACCACUCCAUAACUCCAAUUACCUAAUGACUUCUCCUCCAUCUAAUUUCUCAUUCAUGGGCAAUCCAAUUGAAGAGCCCGCCGCGAUGCCAAUACUUUCAUCGAUCGAUGAAAUUAUUGCAUCGGCGUCUCAUGGUAGUGGAAAUGAUUACUCAUGUUUACAGAGGAGAAAUUCUAUGGAGGCUAUGAGGGAGAUGAUUUUUCGUAUCGCGAUGAUGCAGCCGAUUCACAUUGAUCCCGAAUCAGUUAAACCUCCCAAGAGAAAAAAUGUUAAGAUAUCGAAGGAUCCACAGAGUGUGGCAGCCAGGCAUCGGAGGGAACGAAUAAGCGAAAGGAUAAGGAUUUUGCAAAGACUAGUCCCUGGAGGAACUAAAAUGGAUACUGCUUCAAUGUUAGAUGAGGCUGUCCAUUAUGUCAAGUUUUUAAAGAAGCAACUUCAAUCUUUAGAGCAAGCCGCGGUUAAUAAUAGGCCGAUGAUUUCUGGAUUUUCAACAGCAAUGUCAUCGCCAGGGCCAAUGAAUUAUAAUUCAAGCUCUAUUAGGGCAUGCCAGCCUCAUCCAUCCAUGAACUCUAGUGCACAAAAUGCUUAG